AUGAGUUGCGCUUGGUGUGAUUCUUGUCCUGAGUGCGGCAGUAACUUCGUGGGGAGGCUGUUAUAUUGUCAUCUUUUCGAUAAGCAUGGAUAUGUGAAGGAAGAAAUUGAAAGGAUCAAAAAAGAAAGAAGAGAUCUGAAAGUGUCAUUGAGGACACGGGCUGUUCUCAAAUGUGACAAAUGCGAUGCGACUUAUUCAUCUAAACAAGCACUCGCGACUCACAAAUCGGACAAGCAUCCCAGUAAGAGACCACUCAAAUGCCCACUCUGCAAGGAGCCGACACAGAAGUACGAGGAUCUGGUGGAACAUGCACGAUUGGCGCAUGAUACAGACGAAAGUAAACUCGAUACUCUGCUAUCUGCGCACGGAAACGGAGACGAGGAGAAAAGCUGCAGCAAAACUGAUAGAACACGGAGUGUAUGCAACAUAUGUGGCCGCGAAUAUUUGUCACUUAAAGCAUUUCGCAGUCAUCGAAAACGGCAUCGUUUGAUGGAUGGCGGAGAUUCUAAGAAUGGUUUAAUUGGUCCGAUCAGUGUUCUUGACGCUGAACAGGCUUUGAUGAGAGUUUCCGAAAACAACGCCGAAGAGGCAAAAGAAGGAGAAGUUUCUUCGUCCACAGACGAGAAUGAACGAAAACGCAACCAUUCGGAAUGC
Messenger RNA from Cooperia oncophora, 654 nucleotides. The record is from the annotation of a GenBank genome assembly. NCBI's taxonomy places the organism in Eukaryota, Metazoa, Nematoda, Chromadorea, Rhabditida, Trichostrongylidae.